AUGUAUCUCCCAAAUACCCAAAGUAUUUUGACCGCAGGUCUCGCUAUGACCGGCACCCUCACCAAACCAAAAGAAGUAGCCUCCGGACACGUCCUCGACUACGCGGUUGAAAGCUGUCUCGACAGCGACAACAACCAACGCUGCACGGCGCCCUUCCUCGUGACGGGCGAUUCCUGCUACAAAAUUGAAUGGAGCACCGACGGCGUGCUGUCUCACACUACUGUCGAAGUACGUGAUGCGGGCAGCGACGAGAUCGUGUAUUAUCGCGAUACGAAUGGCGAGUGGGAGAGUAAGAAGGGAGAAUUGGUGUAUUUGGAUUUCAAACCAAAGGUGCCAGGACAGGGGAAUAAUACGGUGGAUUGGAGUGUUACUACUUGUAAAUAGGUUUGGGGUGGGAUGUGUAUGGGUGGGUAAACGGAUUGGAGAGGGUAUUGGCGUAUCAAGUGGUAUUGGUGUGUAAUGGGGCGAAUGUAAUGUACGAUAACUAAUGUAAAGUUGA
This is a messenger RNA of Botrytis byssoidea, 499 nucleotides long. RefSeq lists its product as uncharacterized. Lineage: Eukaryota; Fungi; Ascomycota; Leotiomycetes; Helotiales; Sclerotiniaceae. The transcript has 2 exons. The record is from RefSeq and is a predicted model, not a curated record. The coding region runs from base 1 to 384 and encodes 127 amino acids.